CUUAAAUCAGCUUAUUAUGAAUAUUCUAUCGUAGUUGACAGAGCCAGUGUAGUGGGCGAAGUGCUGCGUAUGGACACGCCGUAAUACAUGUUGAACCAAAGUGUAGUGUUUAUAAACACGAAACGACGUGAAUCAACGGAUUUUUCUCAAGUUUGUGCAGUGAAAUGGGUGACUUCCGAGUGAGGGGCACCACUAAGGCGUACGUCAUUCUAUUCUGCGCACUGGUCAAGACUGUCAUCAGCACAGGAUUGGGGAAGUGUCCCAUCUACCCGCAGUUCCCGAACUUUGAUGUCCAGAGGAUGACAGGCACAUGGUACGAAGUGGAGCGGUCGUUCUACCUGAUGGAGAUAUCCGCCAGCUGCACCGAGCUGCAGGUGGCGCUUAAUGACAGGGGGUACCUGCUCAUCACAGUCAACACGCUUAACAGAUGGACAGGCAGUCCCUCGACGUCAUACGGCAUCGGUAUCCCGAGCCACAACGGUUCCUCAUCAUUCCGCUAUAAGCUGAACAACAGAAUGCCGUACAUCAUCGGACGUAUGUUGCCCGGAGCGGGGCAAUAUAACGUGCUGUUCACAGACUACGACACGUUCGCUAUCGUGUGGUCCUGCUCUAGCGUCAGCGUCGCGCAUUCCGAUCGGAUGUGGGUACUGGGGCGGUCCCGCGAGAUCGAAGCGCGUGUGCGUGCGCAGAUCUACGCCAUCCUAGAAGAGCUGCAGCUGGACCCGGACCGACUCAUCAUCUCCAAGAACAACAACUGCACCGACCAGCUCGUCGCCAAUGUAUUAUAAUUGUAAUGUUAAUAAUAAACUUAUAUACGUA
Pectinophora gossypiella (pink bollworm) is the source of this 819-nucleotide messenger RNA. RefSeq names its product apolipoprotein D-like. The record is from RefSeq and is a predicted model, not a curated record. Gene Ontology annotation, molecular function: pigment binding. NCBI's taxonomy places the organism in Eukaryota, Metazoa, Arthropoda, Insecta, Lepidoptera, Gelechiidae. The transcript has 4 exons. Bases 165 to 788 code for a protein of 207 amino acids.